AUGGCAUUAAAAACAAGUAAAUUAUUUGUUUUUAUUUUUUCUUUUUUUUAUUUAUUUUUUAUAAAUAUAAAUUGUUCACCUUUAAAAAAUUAUUAUAUUUUUAAAUCUUAUAAUCAAACUGGAAAUAGAAUUGAUAUUGAAUUGGUUAACCCAUUACAACAAACAAAUAUAACAUCUAUUGAAAACUUUUAUUACCAAGAUGUAACCUCAAUUAUAAAUUCUUGUGUAUUCAAUUCUGGUUCCAUGUCAAUUGAUUUAACCCAGUUUAAAAAUAUUAUGUAUUAUGGAAAUUAUAAGAAUAAUAUUCAGUCUUUUGCAUUUGGUAUUUGUAGUGCGGUUCAUUAUUAUGGUUAUCAAUCGACAUAUUACCAAAUUUAUGUUAACCCCACAAAUGCGUACACUGAAACUUUUCAAAUAGGAAGAUAUGGAUUAGAUGAUUUUGCCUUAAUGUUAAAUUAUUCUCAAAGUCUUGGAAUAUCAUCUUCAAUUAAAUUUUAUUGUGAUUGGAAUACUGAUUUUGAUUAUGAUGUUAGUUUUGAAGAUAUUCAAGAUUAUUAUGUAAAAUCAAAUAUAAGAGUAUUUACAAAGAAGGUUUGUCAAAGUAUAAAUGUUGAAAGAAAAACUGUAGAUUUUAACUCAACAAAACCAAAUACAAUUUCAAUUUAUUUAAAUGCUAAUUCUUCAAAUGUUUUUUCAUUUAAUAAUGAUGUUGUAGUUGAAAAACUUAAUCUUGAACCUAUUGUUUAUAGUUUCAAAAAUGAUGAAGAUCAAGAUAAAAUCAUAAUUAAUGGUUUAUUUUUGAAAUCUAUUCAAUCUGAUUACAUGUUUAUAAUUGGUGAUAAAACAAUAUUAAAUUCAACAAAUGUUAUGUCAUUUAAUUCUUCAACUAUUAUAUUGUAUAUUAGGGGUUAUAUUGAUAAUGUAGUUUCAAUAAAUUUACAUGGAAAUAGAAGAGAGUUUAAAUUUUCAAAAAAACAAAUUAGUCUAUCACUUGUUAAAUCUGAGAAUUUAAAAUACACAUUUAAUUGUGAAAAUUGUGUUGGAUCAAAUUUCGUAGGAUUCUCAAGUAGUGAUGGUAACGAAAUUAAAUAUACUUCCUUUUCAUUAAAUGCUUCUAAUUGGGAAUACAAUGGCGAAAGAUAUAUUUAUUUUAAAUCACCAAUUUCACCAAAUGUUCAAUCAAAUAAAUUAUUAGUUCCAACUAAAUUAUUAAAUGUUAAUAUUAGUUUACAAUCAUUUGAUUUCUCUGGUGGUAUUAUUACAAUAAGUGGUUAUUUCAUAAAGAAUUUAAUUGGUGAAUUGAAAUUUUCAAAUGGUACAGUAAUUUCAAAUUUACCAUAUUCAGCAACCAAUGGUGUCGUUUUUGCCAAUGGCACAUUUACAAUCCCAGCUGGAUUUGGUGAAGGUAAUUUCUCAAUUUACAAUGAAAACAAAUCAAUAUACACAUAUUCAUUCAGUUACUUGGCACCAAAACAAUGGGUACAAUCAAUGAAUCAAGAUAAUCAAAAGAUUGAAUUGAUUUUAAAUUAUCCAUUCGGUAAAUUCUUUAAUAUUACCAAUAUUAAAUAUUCAACUGGAAGACCAACUGAUUAUAAAUUAAUUCAACCAAAUAUUGUUAAAUUUAAUUUAUAUCCAUAUUCAAUAAAUAAAUUAGCAUUCUUUUAUGCUUACAAUUCAUUAAAUGAAUAUUUAUAUGUUGAAACUUUAAAAAAUUUUUCCCCAGUUGUUUAUAAUAAUUCAAAUCCAAAUUCUUCAAUUUAA
This is a messenger RNA of Dictyostelium discoideum AX4, 1761 nucleotides long. RefSeq lists its product as hypothetical. Lineage: Eukaryota; Evosea; Eumycetozoa; Dictyosteliales; Dictyosteliaceae. The record is from RefSeq and is a predicted model, not a curated record. The transcript is spliced from 4 exons. The coding region runs from base 1 to 1761 and encodes 586 amino acids.